Molecule: messenger RNA, 986 nt
Organism: Populus nigra (black poplar)
Lineage: Eukaryota; Viridiplantae; Streptophyta; Magnoliopsida; Malpighiales; Salicaceae
Product: ras-related protein Rab7
Exons: 7
Coding region: 127-750 (207 amino acids)
Cellular component (GO): vacuolar membrane
Molecular function (GO): GTP binding; GTPase activity
Source: RefSeq, a predicted model, not a curated record
CUUUAGAAACAAUGAUUAAUUUAAUUAAUUAACAACACUUCUCUUCCUAAAACUUCCUCGAAAGGGAAAAAGAAGAAGAAGAAGAAAAAUAAUACAGAAUUGGGGCUUGUCAGAUUCCUGGAAUCCAUGGCUUCUCGCAGACGCAUGCUCUUGAAGGUUAUAAUUCUCGGUGACAGCGGGGUAGGCAAGACAUCGCUGAUGAAUCAGUAUGUGAAUCGAAAGUUCAGUAAUCAAUACAAGGCGACAAUAGGAGCUGACUUUUUAACCAAAGAAGUUCAGUUUGAGGAUAGAAUGUUCACAUUACAGAUAUGGGAUACUGCAGGACAAGAGAGGUUUCAAAGUCUUGGAGUGGCUUUCUAUCGUGGCGCAGACUGCUGUGUUCUUGUGUAUGAUGUGAAUGUCAUGAAGUCAUUUGACAAUCUUAACAAUUGGAGAGAGGAGUUUCUGAUUCAGGCAAGUCCAUCUGACCCUGAAAACUUCCCAUUUGUUGUGUUGGGGAACAAGAUAGAUGUUGAUGGAGGCAAUAGUCGAGUGGUUUCUGAGAAGAAAGCAAAGGCAUGGUGUGCUGCUAAGGGAAACAUACCCUACUUUGAGACUUCUGCAAAAGAAGGUUUCAAUGUGGAUGCUGCAUUUCAGUGUAUUGCCAAAAAUGCGCUUAAGAAUGAACCUGAAGAAGAAAUAUACCUUCCUGACACCAUUGAUGUUGGGGGUGGAGGGCGACAACAAACAUCCACCGGUUGUGAAUGCUGAAAGAACUUGCUGCCCAGCUGUGUUUUUCAAUUAGCAAUACGAGUUUCAUCACUGUGUUUUCAUAUGGUUUUUAAAAAUCUUCAUCUUUGUAUCGUAUAAGUGGCUCCAAAAGCAAAACUGGAUUUCAUCUUGUUGUGCCCCCCUUGAAAAGUUUGCAUCUGUAUUCUGUCAUGUAAUCAUGAUUCAUUUCGAUCACUAUAUAUUACUUGUAAUUGCUGUCGAGUUUUUGUUUGAAA